CCGUGUGCUCUGCUCUGCUCUGGUCCUUCAACCUCUGCGUUCUUCCUUCUUCCUUCUUCUUCUGUUCUUCACUCACUUUGUCCUCUGAAACCCAAAAACCCAAUGCCAGACGUAGACCUACCAUCGGCUGUGGACCCCACUCACCACCUUCCUCUCCAAUUCCUUCCAUCCGACCCAACUCCUCCCGCCCCGACCCGAUCCGAUCCACCCGGAUGCACCCUCGACUGGCUGCCGGACUUUCUAGACCUCUCAUGGGUCGCCUACGGAGCCUCCUCGCUCCUAGUGAUCUCCCACUUCCCCUCCCCACUCUCCGAUGCCGAAACUGUAAUAGGACCCAUUUUCCGUCAAAUCUUCGAGCUCUCCGGCGACCCCUCGUCGGCAGUCGAAGCCGUCUCUUGGUCCCCGUCCACGCCCUCGAUCGGUGAGCUAGCUGCCGCGGCUGAGAAUUGCGUUUGGGUGUUCUCGCAUGAUUCGGCCAGGUCCAAAGGUUCUUUUUGUUGGAGCCAGAAUGCAGUACUCGUACAUUCUACAAAGGUCGAGGCAAUGAGAUGGACUGGCUCAGGGGAUGGAAUUAUUGCCGGUGGAAUUGAUGUGGUUUUGUGGAAAAGAAAUGGCAGGUCUUGGGAAAUUGCUUGGAAGUUUAAAGCAGACAUGCCACAAAGUAUGGUCUCUGCAACUUGGUCUGUUGAAGGACCUUUUGCAACUGCAGCUUAUCAGACUGAAGGAUUGUUGACCAGUAAGGCUAGCAAAUGUGUGCUAGUAUGCCAAAGUGUUGGAAAAUCUGGUUUUUUGAAAUCCGAGCUACAUCAUCCUCAUCCUAUCUCAAUGAUUCAGUGGAGGCCAUUAACAGGAAGUUUAAAUAGAGAUGCAAAACAUCCACCGAGGCAAGUGUUACUCACAUGUAGCGCAGAUGGAACUGCAAGGUUAUGGUGCGAGGUUGAUGAUGGAAGGGGAAGAAAAGUUGGUAAGGACGUUAAUGACCACAAAACAAUGAGGUGUUCAUUUUCUGUAGCCGCUGUAAUUGAGAUAAAUCAGGCACUGAAUGGGAUUCUAGGCACUGAUAUAUAUCUGAUGUGGGCCACAGAAAUUGGGGGUGUACAUAAAACUAGUGAGGGAGCUAAACAAAUUUUCUUUGGAAAAGGUUAUGAGCAAGAUCAACCUGGUAACUGUGAGUGGUUAAUUGGGUCUGGCCCUGGAAUGUUGGUCAAUUUCUGGGCUAUACACUGUCUUGAUGAUGUCUCCCCAAUAAGAUUUCCGCGGGUCACCUUAUGGAAGACACAAAAACUACAAGGGCUAAAAGGGGGACUUUCUAAUUAUAAAGAUGGAAUACCUCUUAAUAAAGUUGUUAUCUCGAGGAACUGCUCGUCUGGUCCACCAACAUUAUGUUCUUUUGUUCAGUUAUUACCUUGUAAUUCCUUGGUUUGGUCACAAUUAUAUACUCAAACUUCAAAUAAUGCCGAGGAUAUAUCCCUUAAUAAAUCUGGUACUGAGAACAUCUUAGCAUGUUCAGCUGGUGGACUCUUGAAUUUGGAUGGUCAUGCUGGAAGAAUCUUACAAGUAGCUGUGCAUCCUUAUAGCUGCGAAGUUGAAUUGGCUGUCUCUCUAGAUUCUUGUGGACUACUUCUAUUUUGGUUUUUUUCUACCAUUUCCAACUGCAUUUUGGGCCGUCCAACACUAAUUCCAACAUGGGAGCUUUGUGGGAAACUUGAAACACAAGGAUCAUGUUCCAAAUAUACAAGCUUGAGGUGGGCACCGUCAAUAGUAAAUGAAGCAGUUGUUCUUCUUAUGGGACAUGCUGGAGGCGUUGAUUGCUUUGUUGUAAAAUUCCAUCAUAAUGAGGAAGAAAGUAUAGAAUGUCACUACUUAUGCACAAUACCUUUUACAGGUCAUGGUCCGUAUGAGAAUGGUCCCACUAGUAUCUUUUCAAUUCCUUUGCCUUCGACUUGUCAUAAAACCCUAAAAUCUAAUAAAUUUAUGCUUUUGGGUGUAUGGAUGAAUGGGUUUCAGGCUCUUUCUUGGGAAAUCAUCUUGCAUUCUUUUGAUUUAUCAAGAAGCUACUGUGAGUGUCAAUUUGAUGCUGGAAGUGCUCCUGAAGGCAGUAUGUGGCGAUUUGAAACUACUUUUGCCAAUGAAAGAUAUUGUCUUAAUGUAAAACCUUGCUCGUCAAAGAUACCAGAUCCUCACACGCAUGAUGAUGUUUCAAGUUUUGCUGUGGUCUGUCCGGGUAGAUUGAUCUGUGUAGAAAAAAGUUUGGCUUCUACUAUUGAUCGAUGCUGUCCUCCAUAUAUACUGGCUACAGGCUGCUCUGAUGGUAGCUUGAAAUUGUGGAGGAGUAACAUGGAUAAGCCAUCAACACCUCAAAUUUCAUGGGAACUUGUGGGUAUGUUAGUGGCACAUCAAGGACCCAUUAGCUCUAUAUGCUUAUCGGAUUGUGGUCGUAAGAUAGCAACCAUCUGCAAGGAGCUUCUUUCAAAUACUGUUAGCACUCUUCGUAUAUGGGACCCUGUACUCCUUGCAGAUGCAGGGACUUUUAUGUUAGAGGAUACAUUAUCCUUUGGUCAAGAUCCUGUUGCUUUAAAUUGGCUAUACUGUGGAAAUGGUCAGUUACUGCUUGGAGCCUGCACACAGAAUCAGUUGCAAGUAUAUUCUCAGCAGCGUUGUGGUGGUCAGACUUUAUUAAACUCUGGAAAAUUAUUGAAAAAGGACAUCUGGGUUUGCAUUGCGUCUACUCGUACUUUCCCUCCCAUUUAUGACUUCUUUUGGGGCCCCAGAGCAACGGCUAUAUUUGUUCACAAUAGUUACUUUUGUGUAAAUAGUCAGUGGCUGUUCCCUAUAAAUAAGAAACAUCUUGCUAAUGCCGAUCCAAAUUGCCCGGAUUAUUUGGGUAGAAUGGAAGAAGAUAUUGAUUCUACGGUGUUCAUUGAUUGUGGACUUGAUCAAUUCAAGAAAAUAUUACUUGGUGACAGUAGAAGAGAUUGCAAGUCCGGUAUACCAUUGGAGAUUGAUUUGAAAAAGGAUUAUCUGUCCAGCAGCUUGUUUUUAGCAAGGGCUCAACUGAAGUGUGGUUCGGCUACCAAGCUAGGUUUAUGGAACAUGGAUGAAGUGAUCGAGAAGUUAAAUGGAUCUCUGCCAGUUUAUCACCCAGAGGCCCUCUUUAUGAAUAUCUAUUCAGGAAAUUGGAAGCGUGCUUACACUGCUCUGAGGCAUCUUAAUGAGUUUCUUUCUUCUAAUUCUUCUCCUGAGAGGAAGUAUAGCCCUGCAAAAUAUAGCAUUUGUGUUCCACAAAUUCCUUUGUCAAGUUUUUUUGAUGCGCGUAUCUCAGUAUAUUCAAAUGACAGAGGAUUUCAAUGGAGCGGUGAUGCUUCUCUAGUUACUUCAUCUUCUCAGUUUCAAAGAAACUUGGACCAAUUUACAUACAGUUUGGACUCCUAUGCUUCCAGUAAUCAGUUGAAUUCAUCCUCAACAAAAACUGAACUUAGUGACUUUGUUGAGCCUCUUGAGAAUUUAUACAAGUCAGCGGCUAUAAGUGACAUGGAGAAGAUUCAAAUUCUUUCUAUUAUAGAUCUUCUUAUUGAAAUGACUAAUUCACACUCUGGUUCUGCAUAUGAAAGUCUUGAUGAACCUGGACGGAGGUUUUGGGUUGCAUUGAGGUUUCAGCAACUACAUUCUUUCAGACAGCAUGGUAGAUUGGCAUCUGUGGAGGAGUUGGUUGUUGACUCCAAGUUGAUUGGAUGGGCCUACCACUCUGAUUGCCAGGAAAACUUAUUUGGGUCUUUCCUACCUAAUGAUCCAUCUUGGCCAGAAAUGCGGAAUCUGGGUAUUGGAUUUUGGUUUACAAAUACAGCACAAUUGCGUUCAAGGAUGGAGAAACUGGCAAGAUUGCAGUAUCUAAAAAGGAAAGAUCCUAAAGAUUGUGCAUUACUAUACAUAGCACUGAAUAGAAUUCAAGUUUUGUCUAGCCUUUUCAAAAUUAGCAAGGAUGAGAAGGAUAAGCCCCUUGUUGGAUUUCUUUCACGUAAUUUUCAGGAGGAGAAAAAUAAGGCAGCUGCUUUGAAGAAUGCAUAUGUCUUAAUGGGGAGACACCAACUGGAAUUAGCUAUUGCUUUCUUUCUGCUUGGAGGUGAUACUUCUUCUGCUGUCAAUAUUUGUGCAAAGAACCUUGGCGAUGAACAGCUUGCGUUAGUGAUUUGUCGGCUUGUUGAGGGGCGUGGUGGACCACUAGAGAGACACUUAAUUACAAAGUUUAUGCUACCAUUUGCAAUUGAGAAGGACGAUUAUUGGUUAGCAAGCCUUUUGGAGUGGGAGCUGGGGAAUUACUCUCAAUCUUUAAUACGCAUGCUUGGUUUCCAAAUAAAUUCGGCAACUGAGAAGCAUGCACUCUCGUCCAAUGGUGUUGCUUUCUCAGACCCAAACGUUGGUCUGUAUUGUCUAAUGCUAGCAACCAAUAAUUGCAUGAGGAAUGCUGUUGGGGAGCGAAAUAUUGCAAUCCUUAGCAGGUGGGCAAUAUUGACGACAGCUACCGCGUUAAACAGAUGUGGGCUUCCUCUUGAAGCUUUGGAGUACCUUUCAUCUCUACCAACCAUUCGUGGGGAUACAGAUGAAAGGGGUAUGUCAGAUCUUGGGCAUUCUGAAAAUCUACAUGCAAUUCUAAAUCCUUCUUCAAUAAAUUCUUUCAAUUGGUUAUCAAGUUAUGUGGCUUUCGAUCUGGAGUUUCAAGGCAAAUUAGAUUUGACACUUCAAUACUUAUCAAAGUUGGUAAGAGAGCAUCCAAGCUGGGUAGAUAUUGCUUUUGGAUCUUCUGAAGCUAGUACAUGUGUAAAGGAAUACGAAAAUCAUGAAUAUUUAAAAGUUCGUGAAUCUUUCCAACAGAAGUUAUACAUGGCAGUUCAUCUGUUUGAGCAGAAGUUUUCAGUGGUUCCCUUCCAUCUUAUUAGCCUGAUUUUAAUAUUGCUGCAAGAUCAUGGGCUAUGGUUCGUUGGAUUUGAUAUAUUACAUGGAUACACUUCUCAACAUCAAGAGAUAGAUAAAACCCAAACAGUUGACAGAUUCUUAUCAUAUGCUCUUAUGCAUAAGCCACUUUUGAAGGCCACCAGAGAAACUUCCCUUUUGUUUUCACGCGUUAUUGCUGCCUGUGGUAUAACUUGCUCUAUACUGAAGUCACAUUAUAUUGAAAACAAUGUCUCUGGCGAUAGUAGAUCUAUGAGGUCAGAUUCGUUGGGGUAUUACUUUCAAGGUCUUACACUGUCAUUGCAGAGUUUAAGGGCUGCUUUGAGAUUUGCCUUUUUCUCCUCAACUGAAGAUCUCACCAUGAAACCCCUUGCAGUCAUUGAUUUGAUUGAGUAUUAUGUACAGCUUGCAUGUGCUUGGCAUCGUAAAAACUCAAAAGUUCUCUUACUAUUGGUGCAACCCCUUGUGAUCACAUUUACUAAUGGGCAUACACCUUAUGAAGUUGAUAUGAUGACUCUCAAGAAACUCCUUCCCCAGAUUCGAGAGGUUGUGGCUCAAAAUGUUUCUACUGAUAGUGUAGGUCUUCAGGUUUCUCAAGAUAGAAAUAUAACACAUUCAAUUCCAGAAGAUGAAAGAUGGCAAAUCAUAGGGGCUUGUUUAUGGCAACACAUAUCCAGACUCAUGAAACAUAAGUUGAAUUUGUUGUCCUAUAAACUUGAUGAUGGUUGUUUUUCUGGUAUACCCGAUAGAAAACAUUUUUCACGCUUACCUAGCUCUGCAAGUUUACAGUCUGAUAGCAAUAGUAUAAAUGAACUGAUAGAACUGGUGUCCUUGAGCUUGCUUAAGUUAUUGAAGCCCACACUUGCACAUGUUUCUUCUUAUUAUGUAAAACAGCUAGCAUCACUUCUGCAGCAUAAAAUGGAUUAUGGGUUGCAUGUAAGGACUCUUGUUUGGUUAGAAGAAUCUAACCAGUCUCAAACCAGAGCCCUCAAUCAGCAUCUAAAUCAAGAUAUUGUCAAAUUGGACACAAUAGAUGAAAGACAUGAAUCUGACAUGUUAUGGGUUACCUGUGCUGAUCCUAAAAUGAUAUCUGAAAGUUUUGCUGAGGAAAAAAUAAACUGGCCUCACUCUCUUGAUCGUAAACCCUCUAAAGGAUGGAGUAACAUAUGUAGAGGCAUUACAACUGUAGAUGAAACUGAGGAAAUUCCCAAUCAUGAAGUUUCACUUAACAGUAGUUCUGCCAGUACAGAAGCGGGAUCACCUGCUAAAAGUAUAUUUCGGGGUGGCCAUUCUUUCCUUGGUACCUGGCAGAAAGACACAACCCUUACAAAGGAGGUUACACAUUUUCUAAACCCAAAAGAGAUAUAUAAGAGAAACGGGGAGCUUUUGGAGGCAUUGUGUCUCAACUCCAUUGAUCAGGGACAAGCUGCACUUGCAAGCAACCGAAAGGGAAUAUUAUUUUUUAAUUGGAAAGAUGAUAUGUCUUUCGGAGAUCAUUCAGACGAUAUAUGGUCAGAAGCCGAUUGGCCACUGAAUGGAUGGGCUGGUUCUGAAUCAACCCCCGCUCCUACAUGUGUUUCUCCGGGUGUUGGUCUUGGAAGCAAGAAAGGUGCACACCUUGGACUGGGUGGAGCAACUGUUGGUGUGGGCUCUUUGACAAGGCCGGGAAGAGAUUUGACAGGUGGUGGAGCAUUUGGGAUUCCAGGUUAUGCUGGUAUUGGUGCGUCUGGUUUAGGUUGGGAAACUCAGGAGGACUUUGAGGAGCUUGUUGAUCCACCAGCUACUGUGGAGAAUGCAAAUACGAGGGCUUUUUCCAGUCACCCGUCUAGACCUUUCUUCUUAGUUGGUUCUAGCAAUACACACAUUUACUUAUGGGAGUUUGGUAAGGACAAAACUACUGCAACUUAUGGAGUGCUGCCUGCUGCAAAUGUCCCUCCACCUUAUGCUCUUGCAUCUAUAUCAGCUUUGCAGUUUGACCACUGUGGACAUAGAUUUGCUACUGCUGCCUUGGAUGGAACUGUAUGCACAUGGCAGCUGGAGGUGGGAGGAAGGAGUAACAUUGGUCCUACAGAGUCAUCUCUAUGCUUUAACAGCCAUGCAUCCGAUGUUGCUUAUGUUACUUCAAGUGGAUCAAUCAUUGCUGUUGCUGGAUUUAGCUCCAAUAAUGUUAAUGUGGUUAUAUGGGAUACAUUGGCUCCACCUACCACCUCACGGGCUUCUAUCCUUUGUCAUGAAGGUGGUGCACGCUCUCUUUCUGUGUUUGAUAAUGACAUAGGAAGUGGCUCUAUCUCCCCCCUUAUUGUGACUGGUGGAAAAGGUGGUGAUGUUGGACUUCAUGAUUUCCGGUACAUUGCUACUGGAAGAAGUAAAAGGCAUAGGCAUUCUGAUAAAGGUGAACAAGUCAUGAAGACAUCAUCGAAUAUUGAUAUGCAUCCUGGGAAUGGUACCAAGCUUGGGGAACAAAAUCAAAAUGGAAUGCUUUGGUAUAUACCAAAGGCUCACUCAGGGAGUGUCACCAAGAUAUCUAUAAUCCCAAAUACCAGUUUGUUCUUAACGGGAAGCAAAGAUGGAGAUGUUAAGCUUUGGGACGCCAAGAGAGCUAAGUUAGUAUAUCACUGGCCGAAUUUGCAUGAAAGGCACACAUUUUUGCAACCAAGCACUCGAGGCUUUGGUGGAGUAGUCCAGGCUGCUGUCACAGAUAUAAAAGUUGUCUCACAUGGUUUUCUCUCCUGUGGUGGAGAUGGAACUGUAAAGCUUGUUCAACUGAAAGACCACCAACAUCAGACAUGAUGAAAUUGAUUAUAAGUUACAUAUGAAGUCUUGGAAAAUCAUUCUUGCAUAGUUCGACUGCGGAAAGCACUGAAUAUUGCUAAACUGCCCAACUGUUCAAGGUUGGUGAGAAUGAGAGAUACUCCCACAUUGCUUGAUUGUUGCUUGACACUAACAUAUACUAUAGUCAACUCUGCAGACAUUUUGGAUACCUACCACUGGUAAUCAAAGCGACUUCUGAGGCUCAACGCUUCCAAACUUUGUACCUAUUUUGAUUAGUGACAACGGAGUGUAAACAAUACACUGCCUCUGCUUGAAGGUAGACAGGACCAUACAACAGAAAAGAAAUCUGAUAGGAAGCGUUUGGUAUGUUUACUAUAACUCUUAUCGAGCAACAUUGUUUGGAAGGCUGGCAUGAUCGAGCCUUUUCGAUGAAGACCGUUUGGUGUGUUUUCAAUCUCGUUCUUCUGCUCUCCUGGAUCUUGUGUGAAGCUAAAGCACAGGGAAGAGUUUCAAGUUUCCUGUACAAUUUUUUUUUUUUUUUUUUUUAUACUUAAAUUUGCAUGUGUAUAUAAUUCUGGAAGAGCCAAGUUUACCCCUUUGUACUUGUAGCAUCCUGGAUUCUUUGAAAUUGUGUCAAAGUUAUUGUAUAUUAGGGUUGAUGUAGGGAAUUUUUAAAAACAUAAUGAGAUUUGGAUUUCCUCUCUCA
This is a messenger RNA of Prunus mume (Japanese apricot), 8425 nucleotides long. Its product is annotated as transducin family protein / WD-40 repeat family protein. Lineage: Eukaryota; Viridiplantae; Streptophyta; Magnoliopsida; Rosales; Rosaceae. The record is from RefSeq and is a predicted model, not a curated record. Gene Ontology annotation, cellular component: RAVE complex. Gene Ontology annotation, biological process: vacuolar acidification. Gene Ontology annotation, molecular function: protein binding.